Messenger RNA from Cyprinus carpio (common carp), 1478 nucleotides. It is a transcript of the gene fgf21, whose product is annotated as fibroblast growth factor 21. The record is from RefSeq and is a predicted model, not a curated record. Gene Ontology annotation, cellular component: cytoplasm. Gene Ontology annotation, molecular function: fibroblast growth factor receptor binding; growth factor activity. Lineage: Eukaryota; Metazoa; Chordata; Actinopteri; Cypriniformes; Cyprinidae. Gene Ontology annotation, biological process: fibroblast growth factor receptor signaling pathway; cell differentiation; regulation of cell migration.
ACCAUCCAUUUGUAUUGAUGACCACCUGCUCGACUCGGUCAAUCAUGCUUUUUGCCAGUUUUUUCUUUUUUUUUGCUCUGUUUCCUCUUCAUUGGUGUAUGUAUGUUCCUGUACAGAACGUGCUUCUGCCAUUUAGCACGCAAGUCAGGGAACGCUUGCUCUACACAGAUAACAGAAAGUAUGGGCUGUUCCUUGAAAUGAAACCUGACGGCUCCGUUAGAGGGUCUCAAGUAGAGAAGCGCAACUGUGUGCUGAACCUGCGCUCAGUGAAAGCCGGGGAGACGGUCAUCCAGAGUGCGGCUACAUCUCUCUUCCUCUGCGUGGAUGAUAGAGACAACUUGAAAGGACAGCCCCAUUACACUGAAGGAGACUGCACCUUUCAGGAGCUGCUGCUGCCAGAUGGAUAUUCUUAUUUCCUUUCUCCACACACUAAGAAUCCCGUGUCGCUCCUCUCAAAGCAGUCUGGGCAGAAACACGAUGCCCCACUUCAUCGGUUCCUCCCUGUUAUGAAUACUCAGUUGGCAAUGGCGGGGAAAGGAGAGGACAGCCAGAUAGAGGAGGUUAAACAGUACAUUAAGGACAUAAACCUGGACUCUGACGACCCGCUAGGAAUAGGACAUCAGUCACACAUUCAGACUGUCUUCAGUCCCAGUCUGCACACUAGGAAAUGAGGACUUGACAACAUCAGUUAUGGAGGCAUGCUUUACAUUAUCACUGGAGCAAUGUUUAAAAUGCUUUGUUACUGUAUUUUUUCUUUGCCCAAAACUGUAUUUAUUAGAACUUAUUUAUUUAUUUGCUAUGGUCUAAAAUUAUUUAAAUUAAUUUAAGUAACUUAAAUAUUAAGUUAAAACUUAAAUAUUAUUAUAAGUUAACUUAUAAAUAUUAUACAAUUGUGCAUUUAAAUAUUUAAAUUCAGCUGGAGAAGAUUCCAUCUGCAGUUUGUUUGUUCCUUGUGUAAUACACCGAGUCAUUUCAGUAUGAUUUUUGUGUCAUUAAAAAUUUUAAUAAAUAGUAUACAAACAUGGCUCAGCGUUACACAAUUCAACAGCACACACACAUUAUAAAUUACUGUACAUAUUUUCCUAAAAAGCCUUUGAAUACACAAGCAUUUCAACAAUGUCAGAACAACAGUAACACAAAACUGUUCCAGAUGAAUGAUGCUUAAGACUUUAUCCAUUCAUCGGGACACACAAAUCCCUGGCACAUUCAUGGCUGCAACACGGGUGACAAAAUACAUGACAUUUAAAUGACACCUCAUGACGCUUCUUCCUAUGAAUAAGUCCGAUAAUAUAUAUGUCAACAGUUCCAGAAAGAUCUUUAAAGCAAAGGUGCAAGCGCUUUUAUUGCACAACACAGCUCAGCUCAUCCUCAGCUAUUUUUUCAAACGCAUUGAGAUGCCACUCUCUGAAUAGAUAAAAAUAGUUUCUCAUUCAUUGAUUUAAAGUUCAGUGUAAAGGUUGUGAUGUCAAAAAAGUUUG